Etheostoma spectabile (orangethroat darter) is the source of this 2743-nucleotide messenger RNA. It is a transcript of the gene taf5l, whose product is annotated as TAF5-like RNA polymerase II, p300/CBP-associated factor (PCAF)-associated factor. Lineage: Eukaryota; Metazoa; Chordata; Actinopteri; Perciformes; Percidae. Gene Ontology annotation, cellular component: histone acetyltransferase complex; nuclear protein-containing complex. Gene Ontology annotation, molecular function: protein binding; transcription coactivator activity; RNA polymerase II general transcription initiation factor activity. Gene Ontology annotation, biological process: regulation of DNA-templated transcription. The record is from RefSeq and is a predicted model, not a curated record.
AGAGGUUUACCCCUUGUGAUGAUGAGGGGAAACCAGGAUGACAAGUAGAUCACCGAUAGCUGUUACCCAUCCAAGAUGUAGCUGACCGGGGGGCGGAAAACCACGAUGGAGCGAAGACAGACAGCGGCUUAGUUUCAGCUGGGAACCGAGUUGAAUUAAAAAGCUUUUACACAGUAACCGAGUAACGGAGAGCAGCAGCACGACAUGCAGUCAUGAAGCGUGGUCGCACUGAGCAGAUCCAGUAUGCCGUGACCCAGUACCUGAAGCGGAGGCAGUAUGUGGACACCGACGGCUCCCUGAAAGGAGCCAAGCUCUCCCAGUCAGCGGAGGAGAUGGCCGCCAGCCUCACAGCGCAGACGGAGUCGGGCUGUGCCAACAUCGUCUCCGCGGCUCCCUGCCAGUCCGACCCCCAGCAGUACGAGACCCAGUACUCCAGGCUGCGAUCCUUCCUGUCAGAAACCGAGAUAUCCUGGGCGAAGGAGGUGAGCGGCCUCCUCUACCCGCUCUUCGUCUACCUCCACCUGGACAUGGUGCGCUGCGGCCUGAAGGGGGCAGUGGACGGCUUCUACGGCCGUUUCCACGGCGCCUUCCUCCAGGACGGCGAGCAGCGCGCCACCGUCGAGCAGCUGCGCCACGUCCUCACCGCGCAGGACGUCGCCGCCAACCCCAAGCUCAGCGCCUUCCUGGAGCACAAGUACGUGGUGCACCUGACGGAGCCGGCCUACGGCUACCUGCUGCGCUACCUGCAGAGCGAGGACAACGGCGCCCUCUGCCGCGUGCUCAGCACACACCUGCAGGUGGAGGUCUCCGCGUCGAGGCGCACCGACUACCAGCUGUACGGCGCUGCCGGCGGGGCGACCGCCGCCCCGAACUCCACCUCCUCCUGGGCGGGAGUGGACGGGGCGGGAGUGGACGGGGAGGGGGUGGAGGUCCCCGCGGGGAUCCCGCAGAGCGAGGCGGCCCUGGAGGCGCUGCAGGACUGCAUCAAGAAGGUCCGCGAGGGCCCCCCCACGCUCACCACCGUGUGCUUCUACGCCUUCCACCACACGGAGCAGACGCUGAACGCCGCCGAGGUGUCGGCCGACAGCCGGCUGCUGGCCGCCGGCUUCGACAGCUCCGCCGUGAAGCUCUGGAGCCUCCGGGCCAGGAAGCUGAGGGCCAGACCGCAUCGGGCCGACGUGUCGCUCAUCCACCUGGCCUGCGACGUCCUGGAGGAGGAGCACACACACACACACACACACACACACACACACACACACACACACAUACACACACUCUUUUGGUUUCUCGAACUCUAAUAGCUCCAGAAUACGGCUGCACACUAUGAGGAAAACACACACGCACACACACGCACACACACACGCACAUGCACACACACACACACGCACACACACACGCCGAUACGAAUAUUUGGUUAUUUAAAAAUCCAAUAUGCCGAUAUAAAUAUAUAUAUAUAUAUAUUAAAAAAAAAAAAAUACAGAAGCCCGUAACAAGACGUAAGCAGAUUUCCCUAACAUUAGUCAUUUGUAGUUAUUAAUGAGUUCUCACUAAAACAAUAUGAUAACAAUUUGAUUUAUUGUCAAAAAAAGAAGAAAUCCAGAAACAUAAACGGAUUUCCCCAACAUUAGUUAUUAACAUUAGUUACAACAGAGCAUCAAAAUACAUAAAGUUCUGAUAAAUGAAAUGUAUAAAAAUGCAAACUUAAGAUAUGAAACUUAAAGUCCUUUUGAACAAAAACACAUCAAUAAAAAAACAUAAUCAGUGUUGCCAACAGGGACGACGUAGAGCGCCCUCUGGUGGACAAACUGUUACAGCUACGGUGGCCUUCACGCGUCAAAAAGCCGCUCUCUCGCUCUUUUAUAUAUCCCUUUUUUUCUUUUUCUGGACGGGGGGGGGGGAUCCUGAAAUUUGGAUUUUGAAUACGUGGGGUCCUCCGUGAUUCCUUCAACCUUGCCGGGGCCCGGGAAGAAACGAUACCCGCUAGCAGUGUUAGCAUCGUUAGCAUCAUUAGCAGCGUUAGCAGCGUUAGCAUCAUGAGUUGAUCAUGUGAUGGUGAAAACCCGAAAGGCGGAGCAGUGCGUCCUGCAUGUCUCUCACCGGCUACCGAAUAUGGAAAAUAUCAAGCCAAAAGUAACCUCUACACACAGCCACAAAUCUUAUCUGUGUUGAUCAUAACUGGAAUAAAUGGAAGAAACCACUUGACUGCAGGGGUGUUGACUGCUUAUUAAUAAAAAAUAUACAUGGAGAGCCAAAUGUUCGGGGCUUUAAGAGAAGUGGUUUUCAUUAAGGGCCUAAAAAAAACCAUUAACAUUGAAUAAGUUUGGGCUUCUUCUCUCGUGGUUUUUGUCUUUGAGUCGGCCUACUGUAAGUUUUGAGUAAUAACAAUUAUUAAAAAAAAGAAAGAAAUUGUAAAUAGCCUCGUGGAGGAAGUUUCAGAGAAUCAAAGGCUGUAUUUUUUGCACAGUUCUGCGAGUGUACAAGUGUAAAUAUAUUGUAUUUUUGUAAUAUUUUGGCUACAGAGAGAUUGUGCUUAACUUAACGAGGGCUGGAAAAUAAAAAAUAGACUGAUUUUAUAUUUGUUUUCACACAUUCAAAGUGUGAUUGUGUUGUUUUUUUUGUAGUUUUUUUUUGGAUAUUUCAUUCAUUAAUCCAGCCUGGAAGAUGUUCUUUGUUUGUCAGGACGCUUUUGUUCCCUCCUGUUGCCCCAAAACGAGGAAUAAAUAAAUAACAGAAUUUAUUUGAA